CUUUGCUAGUCUCUUGUCGGAGCUUGCAAGAUGAGGCCGGCGCGUUCGCUACUACUACGCACCUUGUUGGUGGGGCCUUUGCUCUUGCUGCUCUGUCCACUCAACACGAUCGGUCAACAAUCGCUGGCGCGAAACAAUGAUCGCACAGCUCACAUUGUGCUGCUAGGAUCGACGGGAUCGAACGGUCGGCGUCAGUUUCGCUGUGGUGGAGCGUACAUAGGCCGAAACGUGAUCGUAGCCGGAGCACAUUGUGCAACCGCGAAAAACCAACCACCGCUUGAUACGGUUCGGUUUGCGGCCGGUACCAGCAACGAGCAGCAUUUUCGCAUUGUCAACCAUACGCUGCACUAUCGCUACAAACCGCAGUUCGAGUAUCACAACAUGGCCAUCUUCUUUCUCGAUGCUAACCCCGAGACGAGCAGCCGCGGGAUCCACAAACCGGCCUGCGUUUUGAAACCACACAUGAAGAGCGGAACCGUGCAGUACGUGGGUGAUGGAUCGGAUGGGCGCGGCACAAACCUGUUGACCACGGAGCUGGACGUGAUGUCGUCCGAGAAGUGCCACGAAUACUACAAUCCGAUACCUAAACUACGGUUCGGGGUGCUACUGUGUUGCUUCUGUGCGAUGAACUCCGCCACUGCCGAGUGUUCGAAUAUGCACAGCUCACCGCUACAGGUAGUGCUUACGCGGGGCGGUAAGAGUGUUCCCUUCCUUAUCGGUCACAAAUCCAUCGGAAGAGCGUGCGGCGUCAAGAGUCCGGCCGUUUUUACGCGCUACGGAUCGUACUACGAAUGGAUGGAAACUAUUACCGAUUUAUCGUUGGAAGCUACUGAUUGCUUCAGUCGGUAUUAGAUGUGGUGGAUGGCAGGAACUGAAGGAAACUUCAAAGACCUCAAAUGGGCUCACAGCAAUGUUUCAUUACCGCGAAGAACCGGUUCUUAGCAGCAUCGCUGAUUGCAUCCCAGAAGAGGAAUACAAUAACGUCCAUCAAAUAAAGCAUUUUCGAAACUUUAACCAAGCAGAAAAGAUAUGGUUUUAGACAACUAAGAUUACAUCUGAAAGAUGAAACGAUUCUUAAUAAAUGAAACGGAUACGAUGCUGUUAUAUA
Molecule: messenger RNA, 1108 nt
Organism: Anopheles darlingi
Lineage: Eukaryota; Metazoa; Arthropoda; Insecta; Diptera; Culicidae
Product: serine protease snake-like
Exons: 4
Coding region: 31-852 (273 amino acids)
Biological process (GO): proteolysis
Molecular function (GO): serine-type endopeptidase activity
Source: RefSeq, a predicted model, not a curated record